Messenger RNA from Ochotona curzoniae (black-lipped pika), 3753 nucleotides. RefSeq names its product ubiquitin conjugating enzyme E2 R2 (gene UBE2R2). The transcript has 5 exons. The record is from RefSeq and is a predicted model, not a curated record. Gene Ontology annotation, molecular function: ubiquitin conjugating enzyme activity. Gene Ontology annotation, biological process: ubiquitin-dependent protein catabolic process; protein polyubiquitination. NCBI's taxonomy places the organism in Eukaryota, Metazoa, Chordata, Mammalia, Lagomorpha, Ochotonidae. The coding region runs from base 1 to 717 and encodes 238 amino acids.
AUGGCCCAGCAGCAGAUGACCAGCUCGCAGAAGGCCCUGAUGCUGGAGCUGAAAUCCCUGCAGGAGGAACCGGUGGAGGGCUUCCGGAUCACCCUGGUGGAUGAGUCGGACCUCUACAACUGGGAGGUGGCCAUCUUCGGACCCCCCAACACCCUCUACGAAGGCGGCUACUUCAAGGCACAUAUUAAAUUUCCUAUUGACUAUCCAUAUUCACCUCCUACCUUCAGAUUCUUGACCAAAAUGUGGCACCCCAACAUUUAUGAGAAUGGAGAUGUAUGCAUUUCGAUUCUUCAUCCGCCUGUAGAUGACCCACAGAGUGGAGAACUGCCCUCUGAGAGGUGGAACCCUACUCAGAAUGUGAGGACUAUCCUAUUAAGUGUAAUCUCACUGCUUAAUGAGCCUAACACCUUCUCUCCAGCCAAUGUGGAUGCCUCAGUUAUGUUCAGGAAAUGGAGGGACAGUAAAGGAAAAGACAAAGAAUAUGCUGAAAUCAUUAGGAAACAGGUUUCAGCCACUAAGGCCGAAGCAGAGAAGGAUGGAGUAAAGGUCCCCACAACUCUGGCGGAAUACUGCAUCAAAACUAAAGUGCCUUCCAAUGACAACAGCUCAGAUUUGCUUUAUGACGACUUGUACGACGAUGACAUUGAUGAUGAAGAUGAGGAGGAGGAAGAUGCCGACUGUUAUGAUGAUGAUGAUUCUGGGAAUGAGGAAUCGUGACAUGCUCCUUCAGUGCCCCUGCACUGCCCUGCCUUCUCAGGCCAAAGGGAGGGGAGCAAGUGGGGACCUGGCAGAGGCCCCUCAGCAAAAACCUAUUCACAGGGGGUGGGAAAACACAGCUCCUGCUGACUCCCCAUAUGGAUCUCAGUUUGCUCCUUUUUAUGGACCUUUAAUGGAGAGAGAAAUACCCUCCACAGAAUGUCUGAAUUCUUGCAUUCUUUACCCUUCCAUCACUGUAUUGAUUCUUUUUUUUUCAAUGACAGCAACCCAAACUCUCACCUCACAUCGUCUACAGAAUGUUCACAGCAAAACACGUUUGGUCUGUUUUUAGAUUCUUGAAAAAUUAAAUAGUCUUUCAAGAUGUUUAAUGUGUUUAAAGCUGGGAACCCAUUUGGAGUUCACAAAUGCUGCAUAUACUGCAAAAGAAAAUGAAAAAACAAACAAACCCACAAACUUUAAAGAAAAGCAAAUUUGCCAAGGUUUAGCUGCAUUUACACUAGUGUGUGCAUUCGUUCAGCCCCAUGGUGGUGAACAUUACUUCUUUUCCUUGCUAAGGCUGGGAUGCAGCAGGUGUCAGGGACUCGAUGCUAAGUCUAAGCCGCACGCAAUGUGCUCCUUUCGCCUCCCUGAAACCAUCUUAACAUGAAGUCUUAGCUACUCUGAGGAAAGGAAUUAGAGUUUGUUUUUUGAAAUCGAUUGGGAUCUAAAGCCUGAAAUAAAUAUUCAUACUUUACAUAGAACUGAGCACUUGGUUGCUAUUUAUUUUAAAGGCAGGGUUAUUUUUUUCCCCACCAGGGUGUGGGCGAGUGGGGAGGAUAUGGGAAUUAGUGUGUGGAUUUGUAGUGAUGGGAACAAUUAAGAAAUAACUAUGCCAAUGCUGGCUGUUGCUGCUGGAGGCAAAGCCAACACUACUACUGCCCACUGCUGGGAGACACCUGUCCUACACAUCCCACUGCCUUCCCUCCAGAACUACUCUCAUGGCGUUUGGAUUGGUUUUUUAAAGUAGACACUUUUAAUUACUCAGUAUUAAUCCUAGGUGCAUGUGUUAAGAUUUUGGUUUUCCAUUGAGCUGCUUCUACCAAUAGCGAUAAAUGUGGAUGUGAGACCUGAGUGACUGGUUUUUGCUUUCCUCAUUGGAUGUGAUCUGGGCUUAUUUUUCCCCUUUCUCUGUACUUUGGCUGUGGAAUACAAGCAGAAACUGCACAGAGCUCCCGGGCCUGUCUUCUGGCAGGGCCAAGGGAAGUGACUGCAGGCAGUGUUUAAGCCAGACAAGGCUACAAGAUCUUCCUGCGCUGCAGUUGCUGCAGCCCUAAUUUCCCAGGUCUGUUGUACAUUGUUUCAAUCAGUAUCAACAUCCAGCAGCCUUCACCAAUCCAAGAAUUUCAGAGCGGGAAGGUGAAAUUUGGUUUGGGGCUGUUGCCAGUCCAUGGGAGGGCAGUGCUCUUUGGGGAAGACUGGUAGAACAAAAUGAUUUUGGAAAGAAAAUGUAAAAUGUAUACAGCAAGGGCUGAAUGUGGUCCUACUCAAGAUCCCUGUGCACCUGUGUCAUUUUGUGAAGAUCCUAGCGCAGAACCAAAAGGCAGUCCGAGUCCCAGGAUGGUCAGAGUAGGCAAUGCUUUACUUCCAUAGCUCCUCCUUCCUUUCUGAUCUCAGGGUUUUCAUUCACUCUUCAAUCUUUCCCAAACAUAGCUAUUUCCCAGCCGCCCUCUGGCCUCUCAAGUUUGAUAUGAAAUGAGAAUGCUCUAGGGGACACUGUUCAGCCUUGUCUAAAAAUCUAUAACCCCCACCCAGUGAGGGCUGCCUCCUUCAUCCUUGAUUCCAGUACCAUUCAAGGAAUAGGGCAGCAAUGUGUUAACACGUUCUUUAGGUGAUUAAUUACACUCUGAACCGUCAUAGUUGGUUGUUGGGUCUAACCUUUUCAUCCCUGCACUGCUUAGGCAAUGCUUCCAGAUAACCUGCAAAUAUUCUGGAGCCAAAGCUUCUCUUGAUCCUCUCAAUUACCUAACAUCCCUUCCCCUCGGCCCUGGCCCUCCCAGCCUUCUAUCCCAGGUUUACAGCCAAGAGCUUGGUCUUACUCUCUUGGAGCCCUAAAAUUAAGCCUUUCAUUUUUACUGCUAGAGCAUCUCGGACCCAGGACACGCUGGGCAUCCUGGCAUCAGGGGAGGUGCCGUGCUGCUCAGUGCUGUCCCAUCAGGCCCCUGUUGGCCUCUGUUGCACGUUGACUCAGGGAGCCAGAGAGCCAAGUGGCGCUUGUUCUGACUACCCUUCAGGUGUUGUCUUAUGAGAAGUACCAUCAGUUCCAGAAAUCUGGGGUGUGCUGACUUGAAGACAUUAUGAUCGGGUAGAUGCUGGUUCUGUAUCCUGUCCAAAAUACUUGAGUAAUCAGGUGGGGGAGGGAGGGAAGUAGAGGUCUCAGCUCAACCCAGAACCUUUGCUGAGUACAGCUGUGCUGAUUUAGUACGACAUGAACUCAAAACCCUGCAUUCUUUUUAAAUUCUGAUUGAGGCCUCACUGGAUGCUCUUCAUUUCCGUGUCUUCUGAGGCGGAUGAAGGUGUAAGACAAUAUCAUGAUUCUGUUGCUGCUUCUCUCAAAGUCUUCCCCCUUUUUCUCAUCAUUCCGGAGUCCUUUUUUAUUAGACACAAGUUUUUGUAGUCCUGGCAUCUCCUUCCCUUCUCUGGCAAUGAUUUGCUUCUUUACUUGCUGGUUUCCUUGUAUGGGGCAUACAUAGCAAGAGACUGCAAGGGAGAAAUGUAUAGUUCUUGCUGAAAAAUUAACUCUACCCUCCCAUUUGAUAAACAAGGUUUACAUUUGCAACUAAAAUCCAGAUGCAAUUUUCAACUAUUCUGAAACCAGCAGGACACAUUUGACUUUAAUAGUUUUCUUAGCGGAAAUUGUAGAUGUUUUUUUCAGUUUAACUUAUGAGAAGAUUAUCUGAUGCAUUUUGUGUUGACUUCCCCUUUAGUGGUUUAUUUUGUCUUUCUGCCCAUCUGUCUACUAAUAAAAUGUGAAAUAAAAUAUACCUGUCUUGCUACUUC